Molecule: messenger RNA, 1971 nt
Organism: Argiope bruennichi
Lineage: Eukaryota; Metazoa; Arthropoda; Arachnida; Araneae; Araneidae
Product: ankyrin repeat and LEM domain-containing protein 1-like
Exons: 6
Coding region: 80-1939 (619 amino acids)
Molecular function (GO): protein binding; endonuclease activity
Source: RefSeq, a predicted model, not a curated record
UUUUUUUAAACUGUAAACAAACGAUACAAUACAAAACCAUCCAUAUGACCGUGCAAUGGCAUUUUGCUAUCUAUAAGAAAUGACAGAUAUAUUGGAAGCUGUGUUUAACUGUGAUUUGAAUAAGUUGAAAACCUUAUUGUCAGACACUAGAAAAGUAAAUGAUGAAAUACCUGGAACAGAAGGUUGUACACCCCUGCAUCUUAUUGUUGGAAUUGAAAAUGUUAGUGGAAAAGAAGAUGUUUUAUCCUUCUUACUAGAUAAUGGAGCUAAUCCUAAUGCUAGAUCUCAUGAUGAUCUAACUCCAGUUCAUAUUGCUGCUAUGUGGAAUAACUGUUAUGAAUUAGAAAAACUUCUGCAAAAUGGUGGUAAUCCAUGGUUAACAGAUAAUGAAAAUAAAAAUUCAUUUGACUUAGCAAUAAAUAAUUAUGCAUAUGAAGCAUAUCAGUUAUUACAUCGGUACCUGGCAGAGGAUAAAUUAAAUUUCAGAAAUAGCACCUGCAAAUCUGGUGCUAAACCUGUGGACUCUAAAGAAUAUGUUAGCCAAAAGAAAAAUGUUCCAGUUGCUGAUGAUAUUAUAUCCUCUUCAUUGUUUAGUACAAAUGAGAACUUUCCUGUCUUAUUUUCAUCAAAUGAUGAUGAGUCUGGGGAUUUUUUCCAAAAUGUUAGUAGAAUAUUAAAGAAAUCAGUUUUGAAAAAUCAAAAUCCUGAAAUAGAAAUAUCUCCAAAAAAUUUUACAACAUAUACCAAUGAUAAUAUACCUGCACAUGAGAAAGAAAUUGAUUUGUUAAAUGAUAGUGACUUAACUUUUUAUUCAGUACAUUCUAAUAAAACGAUACAAGAUGGAAUGACUCAUAAUAAUGCAGCUAUUUUAUCAUCAGACGAUACAGAUAUUGGCUCCAUCAGCGAAAGUGACAUAUUUACUACCAAAACCAGAAGUUCAGAAACAAUUAUUGAUUCUGAUAAUGAAAGUGGAAUUGCUUUGAUUGAGAUUGAGAAGUAUUCUUCUCCAUCUCUAUAUUCAUCCUCCAAAACAUGUGAAUCUUCUUAUUGUGCAUGCAGUGCGAAUGAUUGGAAAACUUGUCGGAACUCUCAAAGCAGCAGCUGUUUAUUUUGGAGUAAUUGUUCAUCUCAUUCUAAUACUCUUGUUGUUAUUCCUGAUGAAUACAAAAUUCUGAGUAAUUCAAAAAUUUAUCAAGAAUUGAAAUCUAUGGGAGAUGAUCCAGGGCCAGUUUCAGAUUCUACGCGGGAUGUGUAUUUGCGACGUUUAACAAGACUAAAGAUGGGCUGUAAUAACUCAUGUACUUUGCCAGCUCCAAAAUAUUGUCAAGAAGUGUACACAUUCCUGGAUGGUAAACUGAAUACUGAUCGGAUUCAAAAUUUAAUUAAUUCCAUGUCUGAAGAAUUUAAUUCUGUUGAAUCCAAUGUGAAGUGGAGAGAGGGAAAUCAAAGAUGUUGCUUUAAUUAUUUUUUGUUGGAUCCUCGAGUCACUCAGAAUUUACCAGUCAGGCUAAAAUAUCUUACUUUUGAAAAAACAUUUCUAACCUUUCUUGAUGCAUUGUUUUAUGUUGGAAAAGGGACAAAAGGACGUCCUUAUAGUCAUCUUAUGGAAGCAGCAAGAGCAAUGAAUAAUGGAGAAUUGAAAAAUGACAAGAUUUCUCAUAUCUUGGAUAUUUGGGAGUCAGGACUUGGUGUAAUUUCCCUCCAUUGUUUUAAUAAUUGCAUACCUGUUGAAGCAUACACUCAAGAAGCUUGCAUUAUUGAAGCUAUUGGUUUAAAGAAUCUAACCAAUGUUAGAAAUGGAGAUUAUUAUGGGAUUGCAUCAAAGUGGAAAAGGUCAUGGAAACGACAAGUUGGAGUUGCACUUCUGCAUAGAGCACUGCAAAUUUUUAUUCUGGAAGGUGAAAAACAAAUCUUGCCAAAAGAUAUCAAAGCAAAAUAAUUGCCAAUUUUAAAUGUGUAUAUAGGUUUUAA